AUGGUCCUCCCAAUCACCAACCCCACCAAAUCAUUCUGGAUCGAAGGCGCCGACUCUGCCUUCCGAAACCACCGUUCCACCCCCGACCUCCCAGAGAAGGCCGAUAUCGUCAUUGUCGGUAGUGGAUAUGCUGGCUCCUCCAUGGCUUACUGGAUCCAAAAGUUUGCAGAGAAGGGUCAAGUACCGAGUAUAGCGAUUUUGGAGGCUCGUGAUGUUUGUGGAGGAGCCACCGGGCGUAACGGUGGUCAGCUCAGACCGCAUAUUUAUUCCCGCUAUCCCACCUGGUCCUCCCGCUUCGGCCCCGAAGGCGCUCUUGCGCUUAUCAAACACGAAUCCUCCCACUUGGCCGCUUUCGACGCGCUCUUUGAAGAGGAGGGUAUCGCUGAGGAAGUGUGUUUCAAGCUUGGCGAGACGUUUGAUGCUGCCAUGUCUGAUGAAGCUUGGGUCCGUCUGAAAGGGGCUUAUGAGGCGUUUGAAAAGGAUUUUCCAGAGGAUGACUGUUUCAAGAGUUGUAGAUUGAUUGAGGAUGCGGAGGAGGCGGAAGCUUUCACGCAGAUGAAGGGGUGUAUUGGGGCGGUGGUACAUCCUACUGGUCAAGUGUGGCCGUAUAAGUUUGUCCAUGCGAUACUGCGAAUCAUCAUGUCCAACGGCGAGGUCAACCUCCAAUCCCACACGCCCGUACAAAAAGUCUCUGACCGAGGGUCCGACGGCCUUAUCACCGUCAGUACCGAUCGGGGAGAUGUCAAAGCCAAGGCUGUCGUCCACGCCACCAACCGAUGGGCAUCCCAUCUUCUACCGGAGUUUACCAAUCUCAUCUUCCCGGAACGUUGUACCAUCUGUGCUAUCAAAGCUCCAGCGGGACUCAUCAAGCACACCGGUGCCCAACACUGGGAUAGCAGCGUCAACAACUACCACCUCCAAAUUCCUCCGCCUUACAACACCAUCAUCGUCGGCGGUGCCAAAUCUGCCCUCGUCGCGCAUCCUGAACGGUACAUCCUUAGUGAUGAGGAGGACAAACAGCUUGAGGGUUCACCUGAAUACUAUGCGUUAUGGCCUACCAAGAGCGUCGUGGGGUGGGAGGGCGAAGGUCCCGCAGAGUUUGAGAGGGCCGUGAACGAAGGAGGCGUAUGGACUGGUGUCGAAUCAUCGAGCAUAGACUCUUUCCCUUUCAUCGGACCCGUCCCCAACAAGCCCGGACAAUUCGUCGCCGCCGGUUUUGCAGGGCACGGUAUGCCUCGUAUCCUGGGCUCCACCGCGCACCUCGUCCCCAUCCUUCUCUCUUCCCUCAAAAUCCCGUUCACCCAACCACCCGUCGCCGGUAUCUUCCCCGAACUGCCAGAGCCUUUCAUCGUGACAGAGGAGAGGGUGGAGAAGUUGCAGCAUGUGGAUGCGAAGGCAAAGUUUGAGCAGAGUAUUGAGAGUACGAGGGAGAGUGCGAGCAAGCCGUGGGGCAAGUCUUGGGCGGUUAAUGUCUAG
This is a messenger RNA of Cryptococcus wingfieldii CBS 7118, 1476 nucleotides long. RefSeq names its product FAD dependent oxidoreductase superfamily protein. The transcript has 7 exons. Gene Ontology annotation, molecular function: oxidoreductase activity. The record is from RefSeq and is a predicted model, not a curated record. Bases 1 to 1476 code for a protein of 491 amino acids. Gene Ontology annotation, cellular component: cytoplasm. Lineage: Eukaryota; Fungi; Basidiomycota; Tremellomycetes; Tremellales; Cryptococcaceae.